This is a messenger RNA of Penicillium atrosanguineum, 813 nucleotides long. RefSeq names its product RlpA-like double-psi beta-barrel domain-containing protein. The record is from RefSeq and is a predicted model, not a curated record. The transcript has a single exon. NCBI's taxonomy places the organism in Eukaryota, Fungi, Ascomycota, Eurotiomycetes, Eurotiales, Aspergillaceae. Bases 1 to 813 code for a protein of 270 amino acids.
AUGGCUCCUAUCACCAAGACCCUUGCCCUCGCUGGCGCUCUCUACUCUGCCUUCGGUUUCGCUGCUCCUGUUGACAAGCGCGCCGUUGUGUGGGAGACCGUCACUGACAUCGUCUGGACUACCAUUGAUGUCACCACCACUCUUUACCCCGAGCAGCUUGACGCUGCUACUGCUACUGUCGUCCCUGUGACCACCACUGCUCCCGCCGUUGCUGCUGUCACCACCACCGCCGCCGCCCGGGCCGCUCAGGUCGAGAAGCAGCCCGCCCAGGUCGAGGAACAGCCCGCCGAGGCUAAGACCACUUCUACCUCCACCUCCAGCACUUCCACCGCGACUCCCGCUCCCGCUCCCACCGAGCAGACCACCCAGGCUCCCGCUCCCGUUGAGACCACCAGCAGCGCUGCUCCCACCACCACUGAGGCUGCCCCUGCUGCUGCCAGCUCCAGCACCACUGAGUCCACCGCUUCCACCUCCAGCUCCGGCUACUCCGGCUCCUGCUCUGAGGGCUCGCCCUGCACCGGCCAGAUGACCUACUACGACACCGCUACUUCCUCGUCCAACCCCAGCUCCUGUGGCACCACCAACGAUGGCGAGACUGAGCUCGUUCUCGCCCUGCCCGUCGGCAUCAUGACCGACGGCGACUGUGGCAAGACCGUCACCAUCGAGUACAACGGCGUCACCAAGACCGGCACGGUCGUCGACAAGUGCAUGGGCUGCGACAACGGCUCCGUCGACCUUUCUCGCGCCUUCUUCGAGGCCUUCGCCUCUCUCUCCGAGGGCCGUCUCUCCGAUGCCACCUGGUACAUCAACUAA